ACAUUAAACUCUUACAUAAUGACUGCAUGAGUUUGAAAGCACCAACGACACCUGACUCACAGUGGAGGACUGAAGAGGAGGCUACUGUAGAUCAUGUCAUGAUCAUGGAUAACACUUCUUACAUAACAAUGUUGACACUUUCAGGGUUGAGCGGGGAGACCACCAACAGAAUGGUUAUUUUCUCCCUCACUCUACUUUGCUACUUUCUGAUUCUGAUGGUUAACAUUUCCCUGGUUCUGACCAUCAUCUUGGACCACAACCUCCACCAACCCAUGUAUAUCUUUGUGUGUAACCUGUGCCUCAAUGCUCUUUAUGGAACUGCCGGUUUCUACCCCAAGUUCCUGCUGGACCUGCUCUACUCUCGCCACGUGAUCUCGUUUGGGGGUUGUGUGGUGCAGAGUGUGGUCAUAUAUUCCUCAGUUUGCAUUGAAUAUUCUAUCCUUGCACUGAUGGCCUAUGACAGGUAUGCUGCAAUAUGCCGACCACUCGAUUAUCACUCUCUUAUGAAAAAGCAGAACGUCUGUCUGCUUACAUGCUCCUCCUGGAUUAUUCCUUAUUUAAUGGUACUUGUUGCUCUGAUAAAAACAUCAACAUUGAAAUUAUGUGGCUCGCACAUUGAUAAACUCUACUGUGCCAGUUGGUUGAUUGUUAAAAUUGCUUGUUCUCCUGGUCUGACAAACGCUGUUAUGGGUUAUAUUACCAUCAUUGUUUAUUGUUUUCAUUUUGUUUAUAUUUUUAUGUCGUACUUUUAUCUGGUCAGAACAUGUGUGAAGUCGAUUGAAGGUCGAAGAAAGUUCAUGCAGACUUGUUUGCCACAUUUAGUGAUUCUGCUCAAUGUGAUCGUGGCUGUGUUGUUUGAUGUAAUGUUUAUGCGAUUUGGUUCAGCAGAUGUGUCGCCAAUGAUUAAAAAUGCAUUAUCACUCGAGUUUCUUAUAAUACCUCCUAUUGUCAACCCACUAAUAUAUGGUAUUAUACUUACCAAAAUUCGUAAUCGAAUUAGGUUUAUUUUGUUUCACAAGAAAGUUACAAGAUAA
This is a messenger RNA of Gadus chalcogrammus (walleye pollock), 1034 nucleotides long. Its product is annotated as olfactory receptor 142-like. The coding region runs from base 27 to 1034 and encodes 335 amino acids. NCBI's taxonomy places the organism in Eukaryota, Metazoa, Chordata, Actinopteri, Gadiformes, Gadidae. The transcript has a single exon. Gene Ontology annotation, molecular function: G protein-coupled receptor activity; olfactory receptor activity. Gene Ontology annotation, biological process: G protein-coupled receptor signaling pathway. Gene Ontology annotation, cellular component: membrane. The record is from RefSeq and is a predicted model, not a curated record.